UCGGGCACCACAAAUGAGAGCAGCAUCACCGGCGCCUGCUGCUCGGGCACCCGUCCCAGCAGCGGCACCGGCUUUUGCUGUGGCGGCUCCUGCACCGAAGCAGCCUGGUCUGAUGGCGCAGAUGGCUACAACUGCUGCCGGCGUUGCCGUGGGCUCUGCUGUGGGCCAUACCAUAGGUCAUGCGCUUACCGGAGGAUUUGGUGGAGGAAGCGGCUCUGAAGCUGCAAGGCCUGACAUUACUUACCAGGAGCCCCAGGCAGCUCAGCCUGCCUACCAGCAGCAGCAGCAGUUUGCUCCUUGCCAGUAUGAAAUGAAACAAUUCCUGGAGUGUGCGCAGAACCAGACUGAUCUCAAGCUGUGCGAGGGCUUCAGUGAAGUACUGAAGCAGUGCAGGUUUGCUAAUGGUUUAGCCUAAGCCUUCAGAACAAGGCUGCUGAAGAUCACCUUACAAGAUCUGACCUAUGAAUGAAAAAAAGCUUCAGUAAUAAAGUCUAAAGCUGUCUGAUAUCUUGUUAGUUCAUAUAUUCACACGAUUGUCCUCCUCGUGGCUUGAUUCCUGCCAUAGCCGCUACAGAUGUGAUGCAACUUACCGCAGCAAAUUAAUUUAGCACAAAAUGGAAGAAUGAACAACAAA
Molecule: messenger RNA, 634 nt
Organism: Tauraco erythrolophus (red-crested turaco)
Lineage: Eukaryota; Metazoa; Chordata; Aves; Musophagiformes; Musophagidae
Source: RefSeq, a predicted model, not a curated record